Molecule: messenger RNA, 1068 nt
Organism: Penicillium samsonianum
Lineage: Eukaryota; Fungi; Ascomycota; Eurotiomycetes; Eurotiales; Aspergillaceae
Exons: 3
Coding region: 1-1068 (355 amino acids)
Biological process (GO): endoplasmic reticulum tubular network organization
Cellular component (GO): endoplasmic reticulum tubular network
Source: RefSeq, a predicted model, not a curated record
AUGGUUUCUUUUUGGCCCUGGAAGGGCGAUGACAACUCCGCGGCUUCUUUUGAGAAGACACUGUCCACGCUGUCGACGAAGAUCGCCCAGGCCACCGCGCGACUCGACCAGCAACGUCAGUCUUCCCGGCGAAUCAAGGCUCUCUGGACCCUCUACUCGACAUUUGCCUAUCUGUUUUACUCCAUCAUUCUCGCCCUCGUACUGGGAUGGGAGAGCUGGGGAAUCAAGGAAUAUGCAGCCAUCGUAGGCGGGCCGGUCCUGAUCUACGGUGUGCGCACUCUCAGCUCCAGAAUCUUCGACUAUCGAAUUUCCCGCAUCCAACGCCGCCUGGACGAUUUCCAUAAACAGCGCGAGGAGACCAUCGAAAAGCUCAAGGUCGCAACCAAGUACAACUCCACCCAACAACUGCUAGAGAAGUACGGCGGCGAGUCUCCCAAGCCCUCCCCAGGCCCAAAGGGACAAGCCGAGAAAGGAAAACCUGCCCAGCAACCACAGCAUGUGGCCCGCACUGGUCUCCCGCCGCCACCCACUGCCAACAUUCGCCGUUCUCCAUCUGCAUCGCAAACCCAGAACGACCCGCCAUCCCCCGACUAUCCCUCUCCCCCUCUCCAGUUAACCCACGGCGGCCCGCAAACCCCACAGCAGCCCUCUUUCCCACCUCCUUUCCCUCCCCAAACACCCGCCGAUCAACCCAGCUUUGCGCCGAACGCAUUCCCUCAGAACGGCGAAUUCAUCGAACAACCACAUUGGUACGACCGUCUCUUGGAUGUUCUGCUGGGAGAAGAUGAAACCCAACCCCGUAACCGGAUGGUCAUGAUCUGCAGCGCGUGCCGGCUCGUGAACGGGCAGGCUCCCCCUGGUAUCAAAACACCGGAAGAGCUGGGCCGCUGGCGGUGUGGCAGCUGUGGAGCUUGGAAUGGAGUAGAAAGCGAGACAACAAAGAUUCUCAACAAUUUGCGUCAAGAUGCUGUGCCAGCUGAGGGAACUUGGGAGCCCGUGUCGAAGGCCGAGGCGGAUACACCGUCCUCCGAGGGCACGGGGGGAGGAUGUCAUGGUUGCCUCAAGUGA